GAUGAAGGAUGGAGAUGCGCCCAGAGGCUUUGUCGGCGGAGGUCGCCCGGGUGACCUUCCGGCCCGCGAUCGAGCCUGUCGAAGGCCGACACCCGGGUCUCUUCACCUCCUAAGCGCUUGAAGGCCGACACUCGGCACUCGCUGGACUCAUCAUCCUCUCCUUCGGGAACGUCCUCCACUAUCACCUCCUCGAACACCGGGCCUUUUCCGGGCCUCCUUCUACUCCUCCGGGUCUUCUUCCCCUUGUGGCAGCGUGUUCGGUAUGGGGACCGGGCGGAGCUUUGCCAACUCCGGCGCCGGGCACGUUCCCACCCAUGGCGGAAAGUUCUGCAACGGCUGCCUGGAGCUGCUCCGCGGUCACCCCAAAGCCGAACAGCGCCUGGACCCCGUCCGGAGUCGAGCUGAUACCUCCCGUGCCGUUGCCGCUGCCCGGCGCGUUCUCCUCGCCAACUACCUAGCUGGUGGUGGGGACGUUGCUCCUUGUUUGCACCAUUCUCGCGUUCAGGAGUUAACCUACGAAUACGUCUCCAAUAAGGAUGUUGCAGAAUCUCUGCAGCGGGCUAAUUUUGGGAAAUUUAAGGGGGAGGAGAAUCCUAUCUACCCAGUUUGGGCUACAUUUUCCAGAGUCCCUAUUCAUCUUCAAGAUGCAAGAGCUCUUUUCUCUAUUGCAAGCAUCAUUGGGAAGCCCCUGCAGGUAGAUGAGAGAACUCUCAAGGCAGAAUAUCUUAACACAGCAAGAGUGUUGGUUGAGGUGGACCUGUCCAGACCACUUCAAGAGGAGGUGAAGAUCAGAAUAGGGGAGAACAUCCAUUCUUUACCUGUUGAUUUUGAGGUGAGGCCUAAAUUCUGUCUCCAUUGUCGUAAGCUGGGGCAUGAUUGUUCUCACCGGAAUCAGAGUGAGCAUCACUCCGGAAUAUUCCCUACACAAGGAGAUACUACGAGUAAGGGCAAGAAGGUCUGUACAGAAAAUGCAGAGGGAUGGACUUUGGUCAGGUCUAAGAAGAAAACAGGUAGCAAUAUGCCAAGAGGGGGGCCAUUUAAACAGCCUUCUAAAGUUUGGCGUCAGGUGGGGGUGAGGCAUCAGGUACCCAGCCAGCUUUCCUCUGGCCCAGGGGAGUGCUCUAAUCACAUGGGGUUGCUCACUUGCCAAGGAAACGACAAAAAGGUAUCCAACUCAUCUCAAAUAACCUCCACCCACACACCAAUCUUGACAAAAGAUCCUGUGUUGGAUAUGGACAUAGAAGUGAACCAAAAGGCCAGACCUGACUUUCUAGCAAUUAUUCCUUGGGAACCCAGUGAAGCUCUUAGUAUGCACAGAGGAAGUGUGGAAUUACAUGAGGAAGAUGAAAGCUCUGAAUCUGAAUUUGACGAAUUGGACAUGACUCAUGAUCUGGUGAUCCACUCUGAUGGGGAAUCACAUAGGGAUGCUAGAUCAAAUAUUGAACCUUUGCCAACCCUAACUCCUAUAUUGAAGAGAGAAGCAAUGAACCUGCCUAGAUCUUCAGUUAAAAAGGUUUCAUUUGACACCUCCCCUGUUGCAUCUAGACUGAGGAUUGGUUUUAAUAAGGGCUUCUCUGCUGUUCAAAAUAAAAUUUGGGUUCUUUGGAAUGAGGAGAAUAUGAGACUAACUGAGGUGCAGGAAGAAGACCAGGCAAUCAGUUGUCGUUUCAUUGACAUAAGCACCAAUAAGGCUAUAACCAUAACUACUGUCUAUGGCCAGCACACUAGGGAAGGAAGGAAAUUACUUUGGGAGACUCUUGCGUUCCAUAUGCCACUAGAUGAAUGUUGGUUGGUGGGUGGUGACUUCAAUGCAAUUGCUUCUCCCUUGGAACAUAAGGGCUCUUCUAGCCCUUGUGCCUCUAGUAUGGCAGACAUGGCUGAUUGCAUUCAAGCUUGUGAGCUUAGUGAACCUCAAGUUAAAGGUAGCUUAUUUACUUGGAUGGGUAAGAGGUCAACUGGGACAGUGCAUAGGAAACUGGACAGAAUCUUGUUAAAUGUCAACUUCCAGAAUCUCUUUGAUGACAUUACCACCACUAUCUUGAGUAGGGCUACCAGUGAUCACAAACCUCUGAUUUUGGAAUGUAAAAGUUCUGUUUUCUUGGGUCCUAAACCCUUUAGAUACCUUAACUUCUGGGGCUAUCACAAGGAUUUCCAAGAUGUCGUCUCAAAAGCUUGGGGUUCUUUUGGUUGGGAAGCAGGAGGGGGCAUGAGAGGAUUGGCUUGCAAACUUCACAACCUCAAGCCCAUUCUUAGAGACUGGAGUUACGUUACGUUUGGUGACAUUUUCAAGAAUUUAGAUGAAGCUGAACAACAGGCAGAGGAAACGGUGAAAAAAUUUGAAAUUGAUAGCAGCGAGGAGAAUAGAAUAGCUAUGAGUUUGGCUAAUGCCAGACUCAUUCUAGCCCGUAAAAAGGAGUCUCAAUUCUGGUUUCAGAAAGCUAAUGUCAAAUGGCUCAAGGAAGGAGAUGCAUCUACCAAAUACUUUCACUCCCUUGUCAAAGGUCGUCAAAAGAAGAACUUAAUUAGCAAGAUCAAGAAGGAGGAUGGAACCUACACUUCUCAUACUGAGGAAAUUGGGAACACAUUUUUGAGUCACUUUCAGAAUCUCUUAGGAAUGGAAUACAACUCCAUUCCGGAGAGCACUUUAGUGAACAUCCCCACCCUUAUCACUGCUGAAGAUAAUUCAUUGUUGGUUGAACUCCCGGAAGAAGAGGAAAUCAGGGAGGCUGUUUGGGCUCUGAAUCCAAAUAGCAGUGCAGGUCCCGAUGGAUACAAUGGGCAAUUCUUCAGGCAAGCAUGGCAUAUCAUUCGGGUGGAUGUUAUUAAGGCUUGCCAAGAGUUUUUUCUUGGAUUUCCUGUCCCAAAAGCUUUUGGAAGUACUCAGAUAAUUCUCAUUCCCAAGAAAGAGGGUGCGGCUGCCAUUGGCAACUAUAGACCCAUUUCACUAUCUACAUUUAUGAGCAAGAUAAUCACCAAAAUUUUAGCAAAUAGACUCUCACGUCUUCUUCCCAAAAUUAUCUCCUCUGAACAAGCUGGAUUUCAAAAGGGAAAAGGUGUGGAGGAACAGAUACUCCUUACUAAUGAGCUUGUUCAUAGCAUUGAGAACAACAGUAGGGGAGGAAAUGUUAUUGUCAAGCUGGAUAUGGAAAAGGCUUUUGAUAAAUUGUCUUGGAAUUAUCUUUGGGCUGUUCUGGGGAGAUUUGGUUUUGAUAUCUCGGCAGUGAAUCUUCUAAUGAGCAAUUUGGAAGGUACCUUCAUGAGUGUUAAGGUCAAUGGCUUCUCCAAGGGCUUUUUUCAAAUGAAGAGGGGAGUGAAACAAGGCGACCCUCUCUCUCCUUUGCUCUUCAUAAUAGCCACAGAAGGAUUCUCUAGAAGCAUCAAGGCAACUAUUGACUCCAAAUUUCUUAUGCCCUUCAAAGUUGGUAAGACUCCUGUGGUUUCACAUUUGAGUUUUGCGGAUGAUCUUAUAUUAUUUGUCAAUGGGGAUGUCCGUAAUCUUCUUAGAUUACGAAAGCUUAUUGAGAAGUAUGCUUACGACUCAGGGGAGACUAUCAAUAAAGGCAAAUGCAGGUUUUAUUGUAGCAAAUCAGUGGUUCUUAAUAAAGUCUUGAGAAUGGAGGCUGCCCUAGGGAUAUCAAAAGGUACACUUCCUUUUAAAUAUCUUGGUAGUCACAUUGGCAAAGGAAAGUUGAAGAAAUGUGAUUGUGAACCAUUACUGACCCACAUUACUGGCUACAUUGAUAGUUGGUAUAAUAAAUUACUAAACCCCAUGGGACGACUUCUCUUAAUCAAACAUGUUUUGUCAUGUAUUCCUAUGCACAUUAUGGCUGUUCAAGAUGUUCCCUUAAGCAUACUACGACACAUUCAAAAUCUGAUGGCAAAUUUCUUUUGGGGUAACAAGAACGGAAAGAACAAAUACCACUGGGUGAAAUGGGAGGAACUAUGUAAGGACAGGAAGAGUGGAGGUUUAGGGCUGCGAUCGAUGGAAAAUAUUCAAAAGGCCUUUUCCCUGAAGCUUUUGUGGAAAUACAUGAGGGGUGGUUCUCUUUGGGCCACCUUCAUGUAUAAAAGGUAUAAUCGGCAGGGAGAUUUCACAGCUAAGGCCAUUGACUCUCCUAUCUAGAAGCGGAUUUGCAGAAUUCACUCAAUUGCCCUUGAAAAUACCUUUUGUAAUGAUGGCCUGUUUUUUUAGGAAGAUGGAAAAUUUACCUUCAAGAAGGCAUUCAAGGCAGUGAAAGCGGAGGAACCAGGUUCACUAUCUUUCUCUCUAGCCUGGAAUAAAUUGCAGAUUCCAAA
Molecule: messenger RNA, 4296 nt
Organism: Cuscuta campestris
Lineage: Eukaryota; Viridiplantae; Streptophyta; Magnoliopsida; Solanales; Convolvulaceae
Source: the annotation of a GenBank genome assembly